AUGCAGAUUUCAAUCACACCUUAUUUUGAUGCGAAGUUUUCAAUAUUAAAGAAUAUGGGGUGUGGUGAGUAUGCGGAGGUGUGGAAAGUGCUGGAGUUGGGAUCUGGAGCGAUUAAUGCAGUCAAGAAAUCGAAACUGCCUUUUACUGGUUGGGACGAUCGAUGGCAACAGUUAAUUGAGGUGGAGCAUUUACGAUGUGUCCGGAGUAGUAAAUAUUGUGUAAAUAUGUUGAAUGCAUGGGAAGAAAGAGGUUAUUUGUAUAUACAACUGGAACUCUGUUCAAGCGGAAGUCUGGACAAGUUUAUUGAAUUUAAACAAAGAAAAAUACCACAAGAUAUCGUUUGGAAAAUAUUCCAUGAAAUUGUACUUGGUGUUAGAGAUAUUCACCAAGCAGAUGUGGUUCAUUUGGAUUUAAAACCAUCCAAUAUUUUAAUUGAUGAUGAAGGCUAUAUCAAAAUCGGCGACUUUGGAAUUUCUGUCCAUACGCCAGAUGUGCGCUGGGUAAAAGGUGAAGGAGAUAGAAGAUAUAUGGCCCCUGAUUUAUUAAGAGAAGAGUUUGACAAGCCUGCCGACAUAUUUAGUCUCGGAUUAAUUUUACUUGAGCUAGCGACAGGUAUCGUGUUACCUGGUACGGGCGAAUCCUGGGAAAUGCUCAGAACGGGCGAUUUCUCCAAACAAAAGACAGCGCUGUCAAAACUGUCAAUUGAGAUGCAGGACAUGAUUGCGUGGUUACUCACCACAGCUCGAAAAAACCGACCUACAAUUCAGGAUAUUCUUGAGCAUGCGCAUUUUUCCCAAGCCCCAGUACAUUCGCAGGAACAGCAGAGUUGUCUUUUAAGCUAUGUGUAUGAAAUGCAAGCGAUUGCGGCUGAACAAGCAGAUCGAUUAGAGCAACGAAAUAACUUUUCAACGCCCGAAGGAAGGAUUAUCUAA
Molecule: messenger RNA, 933 nt
Organism: Mucor mucedo
Lineage: Eukaryota; Fungi; Mucoromycota; Mucoromycetes; Mucorales; Mucoraceae
Product: kinase-like domain-containing protein
Exons: 4
Coding region: 1-933 (310 amino acids)
Biological process (GO): protein phosphorylation
Molecular function (GO): ATP binding; protein kinase activity
Source: RefSeq, a predicted model, not a curated record